This is a messenger RNA of Rotaria sp. Silwood2, 557 nucleotides long. The record is from the annotation of a GenBank genome assembly. Lineage: Eukaryota; Metazoa; Rotifera; Eurotatoria; Philodinida; Philodinidae.
AUGUAUUGGAUUCAAUGUAUUGAAAAUGGACCUUGUCGAGUGAAUCAUGCUGCAGGAGCACUAGAUGAUUUUAUUUAUUCAUUUGGUGGUUAUUCUCAUAAAGAAGAUUAUACACGAGUUACUCCAAUUGAUAUUCAUAUAUUUAAUAUUCAUACAUUAAAAUGGUAUUUAUUACCAAAACCACAACUAAAUGAUCCACAAUAUAAUUUAACACCUUUUUCACGAUAUGGACAUACAAUUGUUGUUUAUAAACGAAAAUUCUAUCUAUGGGGUGGACGAAAUGAUCAUCCUGUAGCAUGUAAUCGACUAUUUUGUUUUGAUCCUAAAUCUUGUCAAUGGUCUAUAAUAUCUAUUGUUGGUGAUUUUAUUCCAACUCCUCGUGAUGGUCAUUCUGCAUGUCUUAUUAAUGAUAAAAUGUAUGUUUUUGGUGGAUUUGAAGAACAUACUCAACAAUUUUCUAAUGAUCUUUUUUAUUUUGAUUUUAAUAAAUCAUCUUGGCAUUGUCGUCAUUCAAAGGUUUUUAGUUUUAUUUUAAUUAUUUUGUUUGAUUAUAAAUA